AGGCAACGCUUAACAAAAGUAUAGCUGUUUAGCAAUUUCCAGGUAGGCCUUCUUGUGGAAGGUGGAAGUAAAGUUUUGUCUUUUUCUCUUAACAGCCUAAAAUGACUGUGUGAAUUCAGUGGAAUAAAUGGCGUCCAAAGUAACUGAUGCUAUAGUCUGGUACCAGAAAAAGAUUGGUGCGUAUGAUCAACAAAUAUGGGAAAAAUCUGUAGAGCAAAGAGAAAUAAAGGGUUUGAGAAACAAACCAAAGAAAACGGGACAUGUGAAACCAGACCUCAUAGAUGUUGAUCUUGUAAGAGGAUCUGCUUUUGCUAAAGCAAAACCUGAAAGUCCUUGGACAUCUCUGACCCGCAAAGGAAUUGUGAGAGUUGUGUUCUUUCCGUUCUUCUAUGGGUGGUGGCUACAAGUGACAUCGAGGGUCAUCUUUUUCUGGCUGCUUGUUCUGUACCUUCUCCAAGUUGCUGCUGUAGUGUUGUUCUGCACAGCCCGGAGCCCACAUAAUAUACCUCUAACUGAAGUAAUUGGGCCAGUAUGGCUAAUGUUGCUACUUGGAACUGUACAUUGUCAGAUUGUUUCAACACGAACACCUAAGCCACCUCCCAGCACAGGGGGCAAAAGAAGAAGGAAAUUAAGGAGAGCAGCACAUUUGGAAGUACAUAGGGAAGGAGAUGGCUCUAGUACCACAGAUAACACACAGGAGGGAACAGUGCAGAGCUACGGUACAAGCACCUCUUACAGUAUUGGCGCUGUCUUCAGAGAUAUCUGGCAUGCUGCUUUCUUUUUAUCAGGAUCUAAGAAAGCAAAGAACUCAAUAGAUAAAUCAACAGAGACUGAUAACGGCUAUGUCUCCCUUGAUGGGAAAAAGCCAGGUAGAAGCAAUGAAGAAUGCAUACAGGCCCAUGGGCAUCACUGUGAAGUGAUUAAGCCAGAAGAGUCAGGGUGGAGCACUGCAACAGUAAAAAAUACGUUCAACAGUCAUAGUCAUCACAAAGAUACUCACAGGAUAGUAACAAAUUUAUCAGACGAAGUUUCUAGUGAGGAAGGACCUGAAACUGGAUAUUCUUUACGGCGCCAUGUAGAGCGCACUUCUAGUGAUUGCACAGUUCGAAACAGGAAAUCUCACCAUUAUAAGAAACACUAUUCUUUGGAGGAUACACCUAAAUCAGGUACUAGUUGCAGUUCUCGGUGUUCAAGUUCCAGACAAGAUUCUGAGAGUGCAAGGCCGGAGUCGGAAACUGAAGAUGUGCUGUGGGAGGACCUUUUACACUGUGCCGAAUGCCACUCUUCCUGUACCAGCGAGACAGAUGUAGAAAGCCCUCAAGUGAAUCCAUGUGUGAAGAAAGAAUAUAGAGAUGACCCAUUUCAUCAGAGUCACUUGCCCUGGAUCCAUAGUCUGAAUCCAGGACUAGAAAAAAUAAGCGCAAUUGUGUGGGAGGGUAAUGACUGCAAGAAAGCAGAUAUGUCUGUGCUUGAAAUCAGUGGCAUGAUAAUGAACAGAGUGAACAACUACAUACCAGGAAUUGGUUACCAGAUUUUUGGAAAAGUUGUAUCUUUAAUCUUGGGUUUAAUGCCAUUUGUAUUUCGACUUUCCCAAGCUAAAGAUUUGGAACAACUAGCUACGCAUUCUGCCACUGAACUCUGUGUUAUUGCAUUUGGAUCAAAUGGAGACAUACUGGUUCUCUCAAUGGUUAUUAUAAGUUUUGUAGUCCGUGUCUCUCUAGUGUGGAUUUUCUUUUUCCUGCUGUGUGUGGCAGAGAGAACGUACAAACAGAGACUUCUUUUUGCCAAACUUUUUGGUCAUCUAACAUCUGCCAGAAGGGCAAGAAAAUCGGAGGUUCCUCACUUCCGUUUGAAGAAAGUACAAAAUAUAAAAAUGUGGCUUUCUCUCAGGUCCUAUCUAAAGCGUCGAGGUCCUCAACGCUCAGUUGAUGUAAUAGUUUCAUCUGCCUUCCUACUGACCAUCUCGGUUGUAUUUAUCUGUUGUGCGCAGCUACUUCACAUGCAUGAGAUCUUCCUUGACUGUCACUACAAUUGGGAGCUAGUAAUUUGGUGCAUUUCACUCACUCUUUUUCUCUUAAGAUUUGUUACUCUUGGAUCUGAAACCAGUAAAAAAUACAGCAAUACCUCAAUAUUACUUACUGAGCAGAUAAACUUGUACUUGAAAAUGGAGAAAAAGCCUAAUAAGAAGGAGGAACUGACACUAGUGAACAAUGUUUUAAAACUUGCUACUAAAUUACUGAAGGAACUGGACAGUCCCUUUAGGUUAUAUGGGCUUACAAUGAACCCACUGCUUUAUAAUAUCACCCAAGUUGUCAUCCUGUCUGCUGUUUCUGGUGUCAUCAGUGACUUGCUUGGAUUUAAUCUAAAGCUCUGGAAGAUCAAAUCAUGACAAUACGUAAGGAAGAUGAGGUAACACAGUGUUAUAGAAAAGCUCAUUGACUGACAAAACUGCCUCAAAGCAGCCACUGAAUCUAUAUUUCAGAAGCUACAACCUCUUCAAGGAUAUUGUGUGGAAAAUUGAAGUGUUUACACCUGACUUGUGCAAUCUUUGUAUUUAUUUCAUCUUUUCGCUGUUUUAUGUUCAUUUUAGUUGACAUUUGUAUUUUAUUUUCAAAUAUAUUUGUUUAGUUUUAGAAAGGGUCAGAUUUAGAAGGGGUCAAAACCCUAGUAUCUGAGAAUUGAGAUCCCCGUGAUCGAUUACGCUAAAUUGUUCCAUCUAUUGUUAAAGCUGAAGGCAAUGUUGAACAUUUAUAUCUUAAAAUUUUUUAGUUACAGUAAUACUAUAUGGAAAUCAUUUUAUUUCGAUUAAGUAUAGUAAACUUGCUUAGAACAUUUUGUUUGCACCAAUCGUUUAUGAGGACAACAUAGCAUCAAUAUAUGUUUGGUUGCAAUAGAAAGUGAGACAUACACAAAUAUGAAGUACUGACAAUACAGUGUGACAGGUAGCAGGAAUAUUUUUUAUUGCUGUUAGAACUAAGUGGGGAAUUUUUAGUAUUUUGAGGAAUUCCAGGAUCUAAACUGACGUAGGCUGCAGUUUAAAUAUCCCGGGAUAUUAAUAAGGUAUUGUAUAAGAGAUCAACAAGUGCUCUUUGAUAACACUUUUAUUAGAGCAAUAAUUGUAAAUGGUUACCAUGCUGUAUGAUAUUUUGAUAAAAUUAAGUAUUGUAUUUAUUUGAAAUACUGGGCUGUUCUGCACAGCUCUGACUGUGCAUGCUCAAUAUGUGCACUUUUUAUUGUUACUUUUAAUGAGAAACUUUAUAUAUAUAUAUAUAUACAUAUAUAAUGUAUAUUAAAUGGUAUAUAUUAGGGUGAACUAUGGAGCAGUAUAUUUUAUAUCUUGAAGCUGAAUAUUUAAACAAGUGAAAACCUUACUGGAGAGAAGAAUGCUAUGAAUGACUGAGCAUAAGAUGAAUGGAUACUCUCCUGUCGUACACUAUAGUAUAUGCCAUUCAUACCACACUUAAGUUUAAGAACGGUUAAACGCAAAAAACAAGUUCUUCUGGUGAGCAGCAGCACUAAUGAAGCCUGAUAUUUUGUGGAUCUGUUUCAUCAAAUUGCCUCCUUCCCCGCCGUGGUCCCCCUCCCUACCCAAUAGGAAUCAUCCCCUAGUGCCCUCUGUGAGCUCCAGGCUUGGGUUUCCUGUCUCUAGUUGGAGCUCCAGCCUUGGAUUUUCCAUGUCUCACUGUCUUCUGUCCCUGUCUGCCACAUGGGCCAGUCAUAUAUUGACUCCUGGUUUCUCAGUAUAACAAAAGUAGAGGUUCACCCCUUUAGAAUUAAGUUAGUUGGAGCAAAGUUUCCGUUUACAAGUUGUAUUAGGAGGAUUAAUAUCACCAGGCUCAAGUAUUCUUACGUUUUGUGUUUCUAAAAUAAUACAUUUAUGAACUCCUCAAAUCAAUGGCUUCAUACUGAAAAAUGAAAAAGAGGUAAUUAGGUUACACAAGUCUGGACAUUACUUCAAAUCUUGAAAAAAAAAAAAAAAAAUCUGAAGUUUAGCAGACAGUGUAAUGUGUCUUAAACUUUUGUGGUAUAAAAAUAUUUUUAUAUAUAAAGUAACACAAACAAGCAUUUUGUAUUUUAUUUGCCUCUGUACUAAUGUUUAAUAAUGACCAAAGUGCAUUCUAGUUUUUGAAAGAAUGUAUUCCUGGAGCUUUAAGAACAUACUGUAGUUAGUUUCUCAUGUGUAAACCUCAGCUGCAUCUGAUCUCUUUCUUCUUUCUCUGUUGUCUGAUGUUGGGAUUGUUUUUAGCAAUUAAGUACAUUUUAUACACAAUUUUUUUCCAAAAUAUGGUACAGACCUACACAGAACUUAAU
Molecule: messenger RNA, 4311 nt
Organism: Struthio camelus australis
Lineage: Eukaryota; Metazoa; Chordata; Aves; Struthioniformes; Struthionidae
Source: RefSeq, a predicted model, not a curated record